This is a messenger RNA of Triticum aestivum (bread wheat), 3237 nucleotides long. RefSeq names its product protein DETOXIFICATION 18. The transcript is spliced from 4 exons. The coding region runs from base 1 to 399 and encodes 132 amino acids. The record is from RefSeq and is a predicted model, not a curated record. Lineage: Eukaryota; Viridiplantae; Streptophyta; Magnoliopsida; Poales; Poaceae.
AUGGGACCUCUCAAGAGGCUCAAACGACCACCGCCUACUGGCACCAAGACGGACACGUGCACCAACCCACCUCUUCUCCCCACUUCGUGCGGCGCGCGGGCCGACUUGACUUCGGCUCCGCUGCUGCUCGGUGGCUGCGAGCCCGCCGACGGCAAGGGCGGCGAGGCCAAGCCCUGCUCGCCGGCGUGGUUGCGCCACCUGAUCGACACGGAGGAGGCGUGGGCGCAGCUGCAGUUCGCGGUGCCGAUGGUCCUCACCAACAUGUCCUACUACGGCAUCCCGCUGGUGUCCGUCAUGUUCUCCGGCCACCUCGGCGACGCCCAACUCGCCGGCGCCACGCUCGGCAACUCCUGGGCCACCGUCACCGGCUACGCCUUCGUGAGACAAAUUGGUUGGUGAAGGAGAGGUGCCUGGCAGUGAAACAAAGGGUUCUCCAAAUAGGACCUUUCGGCGGGACUCAAAACGGGGUGCUAAGCAGGAACCAUGUGUCACUGAUAAUGACGGGGAUGGAGAGGAUGAUGACGUGUCCCAGAGAGUAUCUAAGUGAGUUGGCAUCCUCAUACUUUUCUAGUUGCACAAGAGUACCUAAUUAGUUGGCAUCCUCAGCAUUUCUAGUUGCACAAUACCAUCCAACUAGUUGACAUCCUUAGUCUUUUUGUAGCUGCGUUGACACCCUCAGCAUUUCUUCUAGAAGCCUGAAACCUGAAUGUGCAAUUUUUGAUUGGUCAUGCAAGCGAUGAAUAUUUCUUUUCGAGUAUCUAAUUAAUUGGCAUCCUCAAUAUUUAUAGUUGCACAAUAGUAUUCAAUUAGGUGGCAUCCUCAGCAUUUCUACUUGCACAAACAUUAUCCAAGUAAUUGACAUCCUCAACCUUUCUAGUUGCACAAGAGUAACUAAUUUUUUAGUCCCAUCUUCAAAUUUUUGAGGGUUGCCCAAGAGUAUCUAAUGACUUGGCACCCUCAACCUUUCUAGUUGCACAUGAGUAUUAAUUAGUUGGCAUCCUGAGCAUUUUCUAGUUACACAAUAGCAUCUAACUAGUUAACAUCCUCAACCUUCCUAGUUGCACAAGAAUAACUAUUUUAGUUGGCAUCCUAUGCAUUUUGUAGUUGCACAACUAACAUAAUAUCAAGUUGGCAUCGUCAACCUUUUUUAUCUAGUUUUUCAGAAGAACAUAUAUUUUGUGUGCAAUGUUAACUAAUCACCUUUGGCUCCUUUUGUUUUGCAAAACCGCAUGUGCUCAAGUCGGAAUGUGAUCACCUUUGGCACCUUUUUCUCAUGACAAGAAAAAUAAUUUCAUCUUCUUUCCUAUUUACAUUUAGUAACAUCCUAUAGAACAUAUUCCCCCUAUUUGCAAUUUGUGUGAGACAAGCCUAUUUGUACGCUCAUUUUUAAUAUUGUUCUUGUGCUUUUUCUAGUCUGGUUUCUUUGCUGCACACAUUUAUAGAAAAAGUUGGGAUUUGGAUACAAGUUUAGUUGCACAAUUAUAUGUUUAUAUUUGCAGACAACAAACUCAGUCUUUUUUAGUUUCAUCUAGUAUGUGUGUUGGUUGUACACAUUUUUUGCAGGAAAAGAUGGAUUGAAUGUAGUGUCUGUGCAAAUAGAAGCCCAUAUUUGUGCCAACUAAACAUGGAUCCAAAACCAUCUUUUCCUGCAAUGUGUGCAACCAACAGCCAAAAGAUUAGAACAGAUGGUCUCCAGUCUGGGCUGUUUUGUUGUACAUUUGCAUAAAAAGGUUGGCUUGGACCCGUUCUUAGUUGCACAAAUAUGUUCAGAAACAGUACACCCAAUCCAUCUUUCUAGUCUGGGAUGUUUUUUUUGCACACAUAUUGCAGGAAAGUUGGUUAUGGACUAAUGGCUUAGUUGCACAAAUAUGUGCUUCUUUUCGCACGAACAGUACACCCAAUCCAUCUUUCUAGUCUGGGUUGUUUGUUGCACAUAUUUUGCAGGAAAGAUGUCAUCGGAUUAAUGCUUAGUGUGCAAAUAUAUUUACUCCUUUAUAGUUUUGGCUGUUGGUUGCACACAUUGUAGAAAAAGUUGGCUUGGAUCCACGAUUUAGUUGCACAAAUAUGGACUUCUAUUUGCAUAGACACUACAGCCACUCCAUGUUUCUAGUCUGGGCUGUUUGUUGCACAUUUUUUUUGCAAAACUACUCCCUUGUGUCUAUUUGCACACAUCCAGGCAGAAGUUGGUUUUGCUACUGGGUCUACUUGCACAAAGUGGUGUUUAAUUACAGAGACAUUAGAUUACUGUUGCUACUCCCUUCAAUUAGGAGAAGAUUGGUGGUAGAUCCAGAGGCAAAGGGGAAGGGGAAGUGAAGAAGGGAGGAUCUGGAGCCAAAAGGGAACUUACCUUGAUUGAUGCUGCCUAGUACGCCUCUCACCUCCCUCUACUUCCGCUCGGCCAACUGCUCAUUACGUGAAGUUGGUUCAUGUAGCACUAAAAUUGCAUCACGUUGUAUUAUAAUUGGUUGUGGUAGCACAAACGGUGGUCUAAAAAAUAGUUGCAUCUCAUAGUAUAAAAGUUGCACCAUCUAGUACAACCAGUUGGCAAUGAAAAAAGUUCAUCGAAACAUAUAUAAAUGGGGUCUAAUUUUAAAGAUCUCGUCGCGAGGGUUCCGAUGGUGGAAACGGAUUUUAAUUUUGACAUGUAAUUCGAAAGUUAUAGCUUUUUGAAUUUUUUGGAAUGCAAUUAAUUGCCUUUUUACUUUAUUACUGGCAUGGCAGAGCAUAUGAAAAAGAACUUGGGCCAGCGUGAAGGCGAGUGGAUGAUGCUUUUCGAUUUUGGUCUCUGGAAUCAGCAGACUUUCCUAAUCAAGAGAUGGGACAAAAAAUUUCCUAAUACAGCCGGCUGCCGAGGAGCGCUAGCGAGCGCACGGCUGCUCGCUAGACGCGUCCAUUGUUUUUUAGGCGGGGAGAGAGAGAGAGAGAGAGAGAGAGAGAGAGAGAGAGAGUAGUUAAACGUGGCACUAGAGCCCUAGUUGGAAUGAUCAGAUGAGAUAAGAUAUUACCAAUGGUGACCAUACGUGCAGUACCAUAUCAUUUUAGCUCCUUUGGUAUUCCAUUAGUUUCAUAUUGGCAAGCAGGUAUAAGGAUAUUAUACAAGCUAGAAUACGUUGAGUACACCAGAUAUCGAUAUAUGGAUAUACGCGUGAGAACACACAUAUGAUGCCAACGUUUUCCUUGUUUUCUUCCUGGCCGAGGAGGCGGUAUUCGCAUGAAUUGACACGUGUUGUUCUGGAA